Molecule: messenger RNA, 2868 nt
Organism: Salvelinus fontinalis (brook trout)
Lineage: Eukaryota; Metazoa; Chordata; Actinopteri; Salmoniformes; Salmonidae
Product: GA-binding protein alpha chain-like
Exons: 10
Coding region: 1041-2363 (440 amino acids)
Biological process (GO): cell differentiation; regulation of transcription by RNA polymerase II
Cellular component (GO): nucleus
Molecular function (GO): DNA-binding transcription factor activity, RNA polymerase II-specific; sequence-specific DNA binding
Source: RefSeq, a predicted model, not a curated record
CUCCUUUGCGAUUGCCCCUCUGCUGUUUUGUUUCCGUUUCUUCCAUUUCCGUUUUAAAGUUUUCCAGAUUCUAAGUUUCAGAGUAUAUUUAAAUCGACAUUUAAAUCAGUUAUUCAUUGAAUUGUGUUUCUUACAGUCAGUAUAAAUUGUGUAUUUCAUGAGACCGACCCCCGUUUUGCGCGUGCCUCGCCCCUCACAUAACAUCGCUAAAAAAAUAUGCUGGAUAGCUAGCAUUGUAUUGCUACAGUAUUGUACAGCUAUGCUACACGUAUAAUUAACAUUCUUACCGAUAUAUCUUAGAAGUGUUUGCUUUCAGAGGAGUUAAAAUUGAUUAAAUUUAUGUAAUGAUUUAUCAACUAAUGGCCUACAGUAAGGCCUAUGCUUUGGAAAGGCCUCGCCCUCGCGUUAGUACUUUAGCUCGCACAUAACUCUCUGCCGCCCAAUGAGAAACCGAGGCUCCCUCAACUGGGUGAUUCUCAUGAAUCCAGUUUUAAAAUGUUUAGGAAAUUGAGUUACAAAACCAUAAUUCAUCUUCAAAAAUGAAGUUUCAUUCUGAGGACUAGAUGUUUAGAUUUUGGAAAGUGUUUUAUAUUAAAUAAAUGUUACAUUUGACCUGAAUUUUGUAAAAUUUCACCUCAAAUUCUCAUUACUGAAAUGCGUCUGGAUUAAAUUCUUUAGAAAAACCGAAUUUAUUUGAAUAAACCCCAAAAUAUAUUGCAGUAGUUUGUACAUAAAUCAUAAAAAUGUUACACUAGUUGAAGUUUACAUGAAAUUAUAAUAUUUAUUACAUGCAAACAGUAUUUGUGGACAUGUCUCAUUACAUAACACUUUUUAAAGUAAAGCUUUAUUCACCCAUGAUGCAUCAUCUAGAGGAGUAGUCCUUAGAUGAGCACAAGUUUUAAGUGAAUAUAUAUGCCUUCAGAAUGAGGUUAUUAUUCUCACCCCACUUGGCCUUCUCAUUACCGAAACAGCUAAAGAGCUAAAAUGUCCAGUGUUAUGCUUUACUCAGGCCUCAUUAGGUUGAAUCUUGGGGUACAGCAAUGUCUAAAAGUGAGACAGAGGAGAUGAUAGAGAUUGAGAUCGACGGACAGGAGAAACAGGAGUGCCUGGAGGAGGGGGUUGAGGAGCAGACCAUUACAUCAGCCGAUCUGAUCCAACAGGACAUCGACAUCAAUGAGCCAAUCGGUAACCUGAAGAAGCUCCUUGAGCCCCGUAUCCAGAUGUCAUUGGAUGGAUAUGAAAUCUGUCUACAGGACAUCCAGCUGCAUCCAGACCACAGCCUCUUUGAUCAAGGAGUGAAGACAGAUGGCACAGUGCAACUCAGUCUACAGAUCAUCACCAAACCAGGCGAGGAGAAGCUGAACAUCCUGGAGAUCGUGAAGCCGGUGGAGACGGUGGAGGUGGUGAUCGACCCGGAUGCUGCAGGGGAGGAGGGCACCCUGAUGGAGGAGGGCCAGCUGAUUGCUGUGGAGCACUCCUCCCUGUCAGAUGACACCUCAGAGCAGGUGACACGCUGGGCCGCCGCCCUGGAGGGCUACCGCAAGGAACAGGUCCGUCUGGGGAUACCCUACGACCCAGAACAGUGGACGGCAGACCAGGUGAUCCACUGGGCCGUGUGGGUGAUGAAGGAGUUCAGCAUUGACGAGAUGGAGGUGGGAGGGAUUCACAUCCCGGGUCGCGACCUCUGCUCCUUCACCCAGGAAGAGUUCCUGCAGAGGGUCCCUAGUGGAGAGAUCCUCUGGAGCCACUUGGAGCUUCUCCGCAAGUAUGUGUUGGCCAGUCAGGACCAGUCUGGCCAGGAGGCCACAGUCACCAUUGACCAACAAGUCCAGAUCAUCCCAGCUGCUGUGCAGACCACACCCACCACCAUCAAGGUACUGAAGCAGAACCGCGGCCCCAGAACACCCCGCAUCUCAGGAGGAGAGGAGCGCAGCUCACCUGGCAACCGCACAGGUAACAACGGUCAGAUCCAGCUGUGGCAGUUCCUGUUGGAGCUGUUGACGGAUAAGGAUGCUAGAGACUGUAUCUCCUGGGUGGGAGAGGAGGGAGAGUUCAAACUCAACCAACCUGAACUGGUGGCCCAAAAAUGGGGCCAACGCAAGAACAAGCCCACCAUGAACUAUGAGAAACUCAGCCGAGCGCUCAGGUAUUACUACGACGGGGACAUGAUCAGCAAGGUGCAGGGCAAGCGCUUCGUCUACAAGUUUGUGUGCGACCUGAGGACUUUGAUUGGCUACAGCGCUGCCGAGCUCAACAACCUGGUGACGGAGUGUGAGCAGAAGAAGCUGGCCCGCAUUCAGCUGCACGGGAUUGGCCAGCCCAUCACCACAGUGACACUGGCCACCUCAGCACAGGACAGCUGAGGGGGCAGGGGCAUGGGGCUCCCUGACUGCCCCAGGUAGAAGUUGCCCAUUGGCACAAAUCUAGGAUCAGAUUACUGUGACCAGCCCUAAGCUUUACCAUUAAUAGGUGGAAAUGAUGAACAGACUUUAGAUCCAUGUCUAUGGGCAACUUCGUCCUUCUCCUUUUGGUUUGAUUGGGGAGGUUGUUUUCUUAUUUUAACCAGGGAAGAGAUGCUUGUUGGAGGGAGUGUGUGUGUGUGUGAGUGAGAGAGAGAGAGAGAUGGGGAGUGUGUAUGCUGGAAAAUCAAAUGAGCUUUGCAUUUUUUGUUCCUUUAUCUGUAGCUUAGUAUAGUUUCCAUUGUAUAUACCGGUACUCCAUGUUUUUGAUAGCCACAAGGGCAGUGUAUUUUCAUAUUUUCCAUUUAUAAAAGGAUCAGUUUUGUAUUUUAUUUUAAGCUUUUUUCCCCCUAAUGAGUUGGACCUUUAUUGUCCACCAGGGGAAAUAAAGUGGCAGAUGUUUUCCUAA